AUGUGCUAUUUGACCAAACCUCAAGGUUCGAAUUGUAGCUUGAUCAAACUUAAGGGGAAGUUUUUCCCUUUCUCUCUCUUCUUUUAUUACCUGACGUGUACGUAUCUGAACUUGGAAAGUGCCAGCGCCUCCAUUUGCUAUAUUUUUUUUGUAAGAUACAGCCGGACAAAACAAUUUCCCGGGUUUCUCAAUUCUCUCGUCCACGUAUUUCAAAACUUGUUAGAAUACAGUCGUCGUCGUCGUCGUUGGAGGGGAUUGGUGGAAAUGGAGGUGGAGAAGGAGGGGGAGAUUGAUCUGCUGCCGAUUGACUUGUUGGCUCACAUAUUUACCCUCAUCACUUGCUUCAAAGAUUUGGCUCAGGCGAGCAGCGUGAGCCGGAAAUGGAGGCAGGGGGUGAAGGAAUCGCUGGCGAGGAGGGAUAAGCUGAGCUUUUCAGGUUGGAAAAUGGACGACGAUUCCACCACACGCGUCGUUUGCCUUGCUUUCAGUCUCAAGGAGCUUGACAUUUCUAGGAGCCGAUGGGGCUGCCAGAUAACCGACCAAGGGCUUUACCAAUUAGCUACUGCAAAGUGCAUUAGCAACCUAUCCUCAAUAUCUUUGUGGGGUUCAACAGGAAUCACAGAUAGAGGUGUUAUCCAACUGAUUUCCAGAGCUACUUCUUUACAACACCUAAACAUAGGUGGUACAUUUAUCACAGAUACAUCUUUGUUUGCUGUUGCAGAUAGCUGUCAAGAAUUGAAGACUAUUGUCCUGUGGGGCUGCCGCCAUGUGACUGAGGAGGGACUUCUAGUCCUUGUAAAUAAAUGUCGCAAGCUGGAGUCCAUAAAUGUUUGGGGUCUGAGGGUUCCAUUGGAUUGCUUUGUUGGUUUGCUUACCAUAAGCCCUGCUCUUCAGAUACGACCCAAAGGAAUGGUGAACGUCGAGAGAAUUUCUAUGUGGCCUGUCUUUUAAGGUGAAGCGACUGGAUGCGGGGAUACAAGUGCGUAAUGAUUGUUUGUCCUACAAUUUAUACAAUGUUGUACAGAUUACCUGUCUUUGUAAUCUGAGUUUAAUAAACAUGGCAUUGGCCCGCCAGUGAAUUGUAUUUAAUGAUUCUUUGCUCCAGACAAAAUUGAAGAUUUGGGAUGUAAUUAGUAUCUUCUAAUUUUAUGCAUUAUGAUAGUAUGUGCGAGGAA
Messenger RNA from Coffea eugenioides, 1175 nucleotides. Its product is annotated as F-box protein At5g67140. Gene Ontology annotation, molecular function: protein binding. The record is from RefSeq and is a predicted model, not a curated record. The coding region runs from base 1 to 951 and encodes 316 amino acids. The transcript has 6 exons. Lineage: Eukaryota; Viridiplantae; Streptophyta; Magnoliopsida; Gentianales; Rubiaceae. Gene Ontology annotation, cellular component: SCF ubiquitin ligase complex. Gene Ontology annotation, biological process: SCF-dependent proteasomal ubiquitin-dependent protein catabolic process.